AUGGUUCGCAAUUCAAAAAGAGCACCACAGGGUAGAGUAUCAAGCAUUUCUCCUCGAACACCAAGGAACAGCCUAUUUGGUCAUAAACAUUCCACUCCCCAGAGGUAUACCUCUCGUUUUGCUUCACCUGAGGUGACUGGGUCCACUGGUGUAGAAGGGGGAGCACCACCAGGGAGUGUGGAGGCCUCCACUGAACGCAGCUCAGGUUCCUUGCUUUCGAUGUUAAGGUCAAAACAAAACAAUGUGGGUAUGAGUAAACGGACCCUAAGUAGUGGUAGUGCCUCUCAGUCCCCUGUUAAGUACAGCAGGGUUGGGCCUGUAUCCUCCUUGUCGGAUAAGCUGAGGGCAAAAUUGGGGAAGAAAAGCUCUGUGUUCGACCUUUUGGAUAUAGACUCCAGCCUAAGAACAUAUAUGUACUAUGAUGGGUUGGGUGAAUCUGCUGUUGGUAGGAAGUGGUUCUCUUACGGUGGCAGUGGUUGUUCCAAAUGCCUCAUGAUGCCCGAGUCGGCCUGUGUCUGUUACGACAAUAGGUCGAACAAUUUUCUCAAAAGAAUCGCAAGGGAAUGCCUUCUUACUUUGAAUUUCAAAUUAUCUGAAGCGUCUUUUGCAACCAUCAUUCAAAAUAGUGUAGAGUAUCGCUGUUAUACCGUGUUGUUUGAUGUCUUUGAAUAUAGGGUACAAUACAGAACACGGUUUUUGGAGAAAACGAGGCCCUAUUUGAAAUUCGUUAAGGGGUCUUUCUUACAUCUCGAUCGUUAUCUAGAUUUCCAGCACUACAAAGACAUGAUCAACAGCUACAAUGAAAUCUGGUCCUAUAUGACAAAGAACAAACUUGACAUGUUGGCUUGUUCCUCUGACGCUAGUUCUAACCCCAAAUUCGUAGAGCUGUGGGACCGACAACUAGAGUUCGACGGUAUUAGAAAAGCCCUAGAAGUAGAAGGGUCGUCUCGAUACGGAAGGCGUGGCUUUGGAAGAAACUACAAUGGCCCUAGCGAUUACAUUAUCCAGAUUCUGAAGCACAACUUUAAGAGAUAUGGUAGUCUAUCGUAG
This is a messenger RNA of Maudiozyma saulgeensis, 1050 nucleotides long. The record is from the annotation of a GenBank genome assembly. NCBI's taxonomy places the organism in Eukaryota, Fungi, Ascomycota, Saccharomycetes, Saccharomycetales, Saccharomycetaceae.